AUGGCACCGACGGGCUGGCUCGAUGUUCAUACACAUUUCUUUCCUCCCUUGACGGACGAGCAAGCGGAGGAGAUGGCCCAAGCACUAUGCAAGGGCAACUUCAUGGUAUCUGCGGCGUCACUCCAUUGGAGCGCCGAGAGGGUCAUUGAGCACAAUGACAGUGUCGGCGUGCAGAUGUCUCUGCUCAGCUACUUACCUUAUCCGCACGAGAAACUGAGAGCUGCCAAUGAUCUCGGACACAACAUUGUGAUGAAAUUCCCGCAGCGAUUUGGGCAACUUGCCGCUCUCCCCACUGACGACGCAGAAGCUUGUCUGGAAGAGAUAAGAAGAGUAGAUCAAUGGGAUCUUCGGCCUGAUGGCUUUGCGGCAACCACGGUGUACAACGAAGUUCCACUCAGCGACCCAAGGCUUGAAAGGGUAUGGGAAAUCCUCAACCGCCGAGAUGCAGUGGUCCACAUACAUCCGAACGCAUAUGUCGCAGGGACGUAUGGAAAGCCUAGCCCCCUAAUCGAUGUUGCAUUCGAUACAGCGAGAGUCGCCACCGAUAUGCUGUACAAAGGGGUGUUUCGACGGUUUCCGAAUAUUAAGUUCAUUUUCGCCCACUGUGGAGGUGCCCUCCCAGCACUCUCUGGACGAAUCAGCCUCCUAGGAACAGAAUCAUGGGUUCCAAAUCCAGAAAAGUUGACGCGGGAAGAAAUUGAGAAGCAGCUAUCAAGUCUCUAUAUCGACACUGCCGCAACAGCCAAAACUGGGCUAGCCCCCGCUGCAAACAUGGUCGGCAUUGGUCAUUGUCUUUACGGGUCCGAUUGUGGAGUUCCUUGCUCGACUUCAAGCACCAUGAACGAGAACAAGGAGGAUGUAAUGGCUUUUGAGAAGCUCCAGGGGUUGCCUGCAGGCUCGAUCGCGAAGAAUACAUGGGACCUCUUUCCCGAUGCAGCCAAACGGGCGGAUCAAAGUGCUCCAUUGUCCAAUGGUAUACAUUGA
Messenger RNA from Cladophialophora immunda, 984 nucleotides. RefSeq lists its product as uncharacterized. The transcript has a single exon. Gene Ontology annotation, cellular component: cytoplasm. Gene Ontology annotation, molecular function: hydrolase activity; carboxy-lyase activity. Lineage: Eukaryota; Fungi; Ascomycota; Eurotiomycetes; Chaetothyriales; Herpotrichiellaceae. Bases 1 to 984 code for a protein of 327 amino acids. The record is from RefSeq and is a predicted model, not a curated record. Gene Ontology annotation, biological process: secondary metabolic process.